GCGGCAGCGGGCACCCGCCCCCUCUACCCCCGGCAUGGAGCGAGGCGGCGGCGGCGGCAGCAGCGCCGCCGGCCCGUCCCGGUCCCCGUCGCCGUCCACGUCCGAGGACCGCGAGUGCUGCGCGGGGCUGUGGGAGCUACCGGUGGAGCGCUGCGAGAGGCGGCCGGAGUGCGGCCGCUGCAGCCGUCCUCAGAAGGUGUGUUUGUGUCCAUUCCUGCCUAUACAUCCACUAAAAGUCUCCACCUGCUUGUAUAUAAUUCAGCAUCCAGCAGAGGAAAGUCGAGUGUUAAGAACAGUACCUUUGCUAGCUGCUUGUCUCCCUCCAGACAAAUGUAAAAUUUUGAUUGGUCGACGUUUUAGUGAAGACAGGUACCCUGAGUUAGCAACUGUGUGCAGAAAUCCCAGUACUCUUAUUUUGUAUCCUGGAUCUGAAGCAACCAAUUUGGAAGAAGUCACGCUGGGGUCUUCCAGUCCACCAGUUAUGAUAAUCAUUGACGGAACUUGGAGUCAAGCUAAAGAUAUAUUUUACAAAAAUUCACUCUUCCGGCUUCCCAAACAGGUGCAGUUAAAAACCAACAUUUCAAGUCAAUAUGUAAUUCGUACGCAGCCAACAAACACCUGUCUCUCUACACUUGAAUGUGCAGCUGUUGCUCUUACUAUUAUGGAAAAAAAUAAGAGUAUACAGGAGACUAUACUCCGUCCACUUCAAGCUUUAUGCUCUUUCCAGCUUCAGCAUGGUGCCCAGAUCCAUCACAGCAAGGAACAUCUUCUCAAGAAUGGCUUGUAUGACAAGCCAAUGCCAAAGAAUAAGCGCAAACUCAGAAGAAUGGAGCUUUUGGUGAAUAAUGUAAAAAUAUAGGUAAACUGUACCUACAGUACAAUGGGAUUUAUUUGCAGCUGGCAAAUGCAUAUUAAUCUGGGUUUAAUCCAGACAGAUUCCCAUACUGUAAUAAAAUAACUUCUAGGCCCUUCAUAGUCAAGAGUUUACCUACCAGCAUGACAAACAGAAGUGGACAAACUUUUUCAUUUUGCAGUAGGCCAGAUGCCUUUGUUCAGAUGGUAGAAGAUCAUUUUCAUUUCCUAUAGAAAAGGAGAAAAUUCUGAGCAUAAUUCAGAGUUAUAUUAUAUCUUGGGUGAAAAGUAUGAUCCUCAGUAAUACUAGAUAAAUUUACUUUGAAGAAGCUUUUAUGAGUAUGAAAAUAAGAAGAAUGUCAAUGUAAUCGAAUGCUAGGUCUUCACUGUUUAGAAGUAUAUUGAAUUUCUCCUAUUUUAAUUUCAAUAUCUAAUUACAAUAGGUUUUCAAACUGUAAUUCCUUAUGUUAUUUAGUUCUCCUGAGCAUAAGGCAUGCUAUUUGUAUAGUUAUUUUGACUUUGAAUUAGAAUUCAUUUUUGUAAUUGUAUGUAACAUUUUACAAUGCAGUCAGGUUCAGUUUUUUUUCUUUGUUUUAGCUAUUUAAAUUAAGCUCAUAUAAAUAUAUAUAUGUAUGUAUAUAUAUUUAUCUGAACACUUCUGAUUUAAAAAAUAGAAAUAGAAAAAAUGUGGAGAAAUCAUUUUGGAAUUAUAAUUCAGGUUCUAUUUUUUUUUUUUUUUUUUUAGCAAAACCAAUUAUUUUUUCUUCAGAAAGGGAUGAAGGGGACAUUUUAUGCAUAGGGCCAGCAAGGUAUAUCAUAUCCAUACCCUUACAUACACUUGUUAUGCCAGUUACAGCAUUAAAUAAACGCAGUGUAGACAGCACAUUCAGAAGUUAGAUGCAAUGAUAGAUGUUUAUUUUUAGAUACAGCCUACUAACAUGUUUGCAGAUCCAUUAGACUUAUGUGUGUUCUUUAGUUCUCUUUUAACUGUGAUAAAAAAUGUAUUUCUUUCUAAUGUGAAUUGCUGCAAACAGAAGGAUUGUGUAUUUUUUACAGGCUUUGUGAAUUAAUGUUUUAUGAUCUAGAGAAAAAAAAAAAAGAUGAAAUAAAAGUUUUGAUGUUCCUUUCUUCUUGUUUAUAUAUUCCUCCAUCAUGAAACUGAUGAAAAUGCUUAAUGUUUGUCUUCACUGUCCAUUCCACUCAAGAUAACAACAUGGAUCGAAUUGGGUACUAAUUAGUCUUUGACCAGAUAAAGACAUUUUGUCUUUAAGUUAUGAACAGCAAAUAAGGAAACUAUUGGAUUGGUGUGUAAACACUGCUCAUCAGUUUAUUAACUGAAAACAUUUCUGCAAUUAACAAGAGAGGUCAAAACUAGGUCAGAGAUGAGCUAAGAAGUUCUGGUUAACCCUAAGCUAAUAGUGACCUUUUGUUUAGGAAUGGAUUAACAAUUUAAUUUGUCUGGCUAAGCUAGUUUAUAUAUAUAUAGUUUAUAUAACCUUGUCCUUUUUGGUCAAGAUAAAUGCUGUAUUUGUCACUAAUAUCAGUAAACCUGAAUUAGUUUUGACAAAUCUGAAGCAAAACAGUCUUAAGUGACUAAUGGUAGUGUAGAUGCACUCUCCAUUGGAAUUGGAGAAAGGGUAUGUUUAUUCUGGUAGCAAAGCACAGUGCAGAAAUCUCCAGCCUAGCCUAGAGUCUGAACUUGCUUUCUUGUGCAACUUGUGUGUGCAAUCUUUUGUGUGACGCUGCCUCUAGUUCUGGAGUUGGCAUUGCUCAUACUGGUCUGUGAAUCUGUUUCCCCCAUGCUCUGGGAUCCAAGCAUUAAUAAAAGAAAUGGCGUUAUCAGUUAGGAUUUAUUUUUAAUGUAAUUUUUACAUAUAUGGAUGAUGUUCACAUUUAACACUGCAUAUUAAUUUAGUUUACCUUGUUUUAGACUCAUUUAGAACUAUAAUAUAUUUUUUGAUAAAUAUUGUGAAGAUUAUUUUUGUAAACAAAACUGUAAAUGUGUCUUUCAGCAGAAUGUGAACUUACAUUAUGCAGAACAGAAAGGCAUUUAUUUUACUGCCUGGGAUUCACAGACAUCUGUAAAAUGCCUUGGAAUUACAGGAUCAGAGAAAUAGUUGUCCUAAUUGAGUUAUAAUCCUGCAUUAAAUACUCUUGUGUAUACAAUCUGUGGAUUCAGAGUUUUCAUGUUUUUCAGCAAAGGACAAAUUCUACACAGCUUAGUUUUUACUUUUGUUGAUUCCUCUUAUUCUUCUAAUUUUGCUCCUGUGGUUAACAGGAUUUGUAGGAUCUGAUGCUGGAUGCAUGGAAGCCUUUAAUUGCUAAUUUCCCAUGUUGUACUACUGUACUAGGUCAAUCACUAUGCAGCAGUUGCUGAAGAAAUGAAAAACAAUUCACUGAAAACCUCCAGGCAUUUUAUUUUUUAAGAUUUUUGUUUAUCCCAUUGCAUCUCUAUUAGAUUGAUCAUUUAGGUGCAGCACAGCAAUUACAUGAAAUUCAAUUUCAGAUUUGUUUGAAGCUGUUAAACAAAAAAUACAAAACUUUUUUAUUUUUUAUUUAUUUAUUUAUUUAUUUUGACAGAACUUGUCUGGCUUUAAAAAUAUAUGCUGAAGAAAAAAAUAAAGAUAAGAGUUUAGAAGGUUCAAGUGUUCUGGAUUCAGAAUUUACCUCUAAAUACAUUGCCUCAAAGAAAUGAGUACUCCACAGUCCAAACUCUUUUGAGGGAAGUUGUGCUUGAUGAAGCAGCACUCUUCGCAGGCAAUUCCAUUACAAUGAGUUUAAUUUGCAGUUUUAUUUUUUGCAGUAAUGGUCAAUCUGUUUUGUUUUUUCCUACCAAAAGAUUAAUGAGUCAAAACCACCAGUCUAACAAGAUAUUGAUUAAGAAGAAAGGAAUGCAUUUGCUUCUAAUGUUUGUUCCUUUGUCCUUGUCCACUUUAUGUUUCCAAAUAUUACUUACCAAAAUGAAAUCUGCCUUAUAUGUUCCACUGCAUCAUGCUUUGGGGAACCUUUGAGAUGGAUAGCAGGCUUUUGAACAUGUGUAUAAGUUCUGCAAAAGUGGGCACUGUUAAAUCUGUGUGUUUUCAUAAUCCACAAUAUAAAGUUUGUUGAAAAAAAGGCAAAGUGAGAAAUCUUUCAAAUUAAGGACAUAAGAAAACCCUUAUGUUUAGGAAGCUUUCAAAUAAACAGGUUCAAAUUUCUUAAUCUCAGAUUAAGAGAUGCCCAGGACAAACAUAAAUUUUCUGGGAUAUGGUGUUAUAUUGCUAAGAAAUUACCAGUUGAUUAAUUUUCCUUUAAAUAAUUGCAAAACUUUGCAAAUGACUUAAAAACUGGCAAAAAAUAUUUUAAGGCCAGGCGUUUCCUUCUCAACUGUUUUAUUAGAAUAAAAAACUGCUUAUGUUGCAUUAUUUUCCACAACUUUCUACUGAUUUUGAAAUUUAAUUAAAAGCUGAACUUUUAAAAAGAGUAGUAGUUCAUGCUUUUCUCUUGAGGUUUGUGUUUAUUAAGCCAAUAUAUGGGAAUAUACAUAAAUUAUAUACUUAUUUUUGCUUCGAAGCUGUGGAAGAUCUAAUUUGCUAUGUUCAUGUGCUGCUAUGUCUCUACAUAAUUUGAUGUUUGCAUAUGCUGAUAUCACAAGGAUGUAUACCAAAUCCUCUGUUGUGCCUUUUUAGCACCUUUCAUUCAGUUAAUGAAUAGACGUGGCUUUUUCUGUGCUAUUUGAAGAAAAGGGUUCCUUUGUUAUCCAUUAAAAACUGCAUCAAGAUUAAAUUUCUGUGGCACAAUCUUUAAA
Oxyura jamaicensis (ruddy duck) is the source of this 4639-nucleotide messenger RNA. It is a transcript of the gene DTWD2, whose product is annotated as DTW domain containing 2. The record is from RefSeq and is a predicted model, not a curated record. The coding region runs from base 35 to 859 and encodes 274 amino acids. The transcript has 6 exons. NCBI's taxonomy places the organism in Eukaryota, Metazoa, Chordata, Aves, Anseriformes, Anatidae.